CGAGCGGACACAUUUUGCAUCUAUUUCAAUCAAUACGAAAAAGAAUACGCCGAAACCUUUACGUUUGGAACUGUCUUCUCUAUCCUGGAGGCUUCUGUUUGGAAGUAUUGCGACUGUGACAGCAUCGACUUUGGUCAAAUACGAGUUGGGAUGCCCGCAUCGAUACGAGCUUAUGUGCUACUCGUUUAUCCGGGCUGUGCGACUCGUGACGAUGGGAUGACGAUUAAUGACGAUCAUAUAUCACAUGAUGCUACACACAGAACUAUAUAAGAAGAUGGACAAACAAAAGUUAUUGAAACAAUUGGCACGUUCACAUCUCCCACAGCAAAUCAAUUCAAAAGUCCAUCACAGCAAUCUUUACAGACGUUUCAAUUACAACAUGCAUUCCACAAUCACCUUUCCUGCCCUGGCUCUUGCUCUCUCAAGCAAUGUCUUCGCUGCACCUCUCCUCCAAGUCCGCCAAAAUACCCUCACCACUGCUGAUACUGUCCAAUUCGUUGCAAAAACUAUAGGCUCAAAUCCUAAUGCAACCACCUUCCCAGAUAUCAACAACUGGCUCUUUCAGCCUGUACACUCCGGUGCUGGCACGAACCUAGCGACUCUAGUCGACCCAAGUACAGCCUCCUUCAACCUAUCAGCACCCGGUUAUUUCCAGAACGGGACAGACGCCCCUCAUUCUACCGGUGGAUACAUGGUCGCUGGUUUCAUCGAUAGCACGGCACCAUACUCUCUUGUUCUUGACGUAGCACAUGAGGCCAAUUCCUCCAACCCUGGAGCAGAACUUGGCUAUGUGGAAAUGAAUAUCGGUCUCGGAACCGAUGGCCUGAAUGUGCCUGACGGUCAACUCAUCACAAGCGAAUACGUCACUGAUACAUUUUACGCAUGUCCAAACGUUCCCGUAGAGGGCGGGUCUGUUAUUGCGAUCGAGGUCAUCGACAGAUAUGCAACACCACCGGAGGGUUGUUGGAGCAUUGAGCUCUAUGCUCAAUGUGCGGGCCCUAUUACGGACUCAGAUAGAGUUGCUUUCCCCGCGUUUGUACAAAGCAGCUGUUAUGCGAAUGCUACUUCAGCUGUUGUGCAGUGAUCGGUGGUCGAAAAGUCGGAUCGGAUCUCAUUAGUAAAGGAAAAAAGACAAGUCAAUGUAAUUGAUAAUUUGAAUACUUUAUAGCUAUGAAAGUGAAUGAACAGACAAGUGCGGAUUGAAAGUUAGCUUUUCACCUCCCAAGCAGAUAGGAAUAUUCAAUAAAUUAAAACGAAGAGCAAGGAGAAAGGGAAAUGGAUACACGUAGCCCUUUCUCUUGCGCAAUCAAAAGUGGCGAGGUCAAUUCCCAAGUAAAUGAAAGAUAUGAGGAGUUUAAGAUUCCUAGGUGUACCUCACAGAACCACAGCUACUAUUAUCUUUCAUUCAUCUUUAUACAUUUCAAAGGUCA
This is a messenger RNA of Mollisia scopiformis, 1430 nucleotides long. RefSeq lists its product as uncharacterized. Bases 380 to 1084 code for a protein of 234 amino acids. Lineage: Eukaryota; Fungi; Ascomycota; Leotiomycetes; Helotiales; Mollisiaceae. The transcript has a single exon. The record is from RefSeq and is a predicted model, not a curated record.